AUGAGCCGCAAGACUUUCGGACUCGACACCUCGGAUUUACCGCAGGACCCAUACUAUCCCCAGACAGACCCAACAGGCCCUAGUUUCCUUGAUACAGAAGGAUGUCUCUGUGCUUUACAGGUGACACCUGCCGGCGGAGCCCCGGAACCAGCUUGGCAAUGCAUCGGAGACCAAAGCAAGGGAAGCAUCUACACAAUCAGAACCGGCAGAUGGUUCAACACACUCAACGGGAUCGACUCGCCUGGCAGCGACGGGCUUAGUGUUUACGACAGUGCUUGCACCGGCAAGAACAAUACCAGAUUCUCGACCUCGUUCUACGAAGCAACGGCACAGAUCAAUGCAGGCCAGCAGCCAUAUAGUGCUGCGCCGUGUUACAGACAAGGGGCAGUUCCUAUAGAGAUUCAGACUGUGGAGAGUUGGCAGGCUAAUGGGUGUAGCCCGGGUUUUCUAUGUGAGAACAAUACCGUCAACUCAAUACCUCAGUACUGUCCACCGCUAGACGCAUGUCAAAUGGCCAGGUUAGCAUCGUUCACCUGUAGUUUUGGCGGCAAGAACGCUGGCAUGGGCCCUUUUGAGCCGGUUGUUUGUCAAGCUGGGAACUACUGCCCAGAAGAGGAUAAUGGCAAGGUUUCUAUCGUCUGUCCAGCUGGCUCAUAUUGCCAGCCUGGGGCCGCAACCCCAACACCAUGUUCGGUUGGCAGCCGUUGCCCGGCAGGUUCAUCCUACGAGCUAUUCCUCAUCCCUCUCGUCAUCUUGAUCAUUGUCGAUGUUCUGAUGAUCGCCGGCAUGGUUACCUACAGAUUCCGAAAGCGCCUUCGCGAUCAUCAAUCAAAUAAGAGCCGAAGACCAACUUUGAAGCGUGGCAUGAGCAGCAUGAAAGCUCAGAUCACGGGCUACAGGGCACUUUCGGAAGAUGCAGACCGCGAGAUGCUCCCGAUGAGCGCUACCUACGUCCCCAACCGGACCGAUUCCUAUGGAGGAGGGUUUCAAGCCGCCCUUGACCUCGGUUCCGAAUACUCAGUCAAUGUACGGCCAACAAGCGAGAUGCUCAAUCCUCAGUUGAUGGCGUUUGUGUCUUCGAUGAGGCGUGCGACUGAUGCAACCAAUCUUGGUCUCUCCUUCAGCUACUCUGACCUCAGUUUCCACCCUAAGAAAAGCUCCAAGAUGAUUCUUCAAAACGUUACGGGAUCCAUCGACCGGGGCACUUUGACGGCUGUCAUGGGCGGAUCCGGUGCCGGCAAGUCGACGUUUGUCAACGUACUCAUGGGUAAAACCAAGAACACCGGAGGCACAGUAGCUGUGAACAGCAGUCCAGACAAGUUGAAGCGGUACAAGAAGGUGAUUGGUUACGUGCCUCAAGACGACAUCGUGCUGCCGGAGCUCACGGUAUACGAGAACAUUGUCCAUAGCGCAAAGAUCCGCUUGCCUCAGACUUGGUCAACGGCUGACAUUGAAUCUCAUGUCGAUUCUGUCAUUGACUGCUUGGAACUCUCACACGUACGCAACUCCUUGGUCGGUUCAGUCGCUGUACCUGUCAUUAGUGGUGGGCAACGCAAACGUGUCAGUAUCGGUAUGGAACUGGCGUCAGCCCCGAUGGCAAUCUUCUUGGAUGAGCCGACGAGUGGUCUCGAUGCAACUGCAGCUUCAUCUUUGAUGCGCACUUUGAAGGCAGUUGCGCGGCUGGGAAUCACCGUUAUUGUCAUCAUCCACCAACCACGUACCGAAAUCUUUGAGAAUUUCGACAACCUUAUUCUCCUCGGCAAUGGACAGACUAUCUACGAAGGCCCCCAAGCUGAAGUGCAGGACUAUUUUGAGGGGCUCGGCUUCGGGUUUCCGAAACACAGUAAUCACGGCGACGUGGUCACCGAUAUCAUUACUGGAAACGGUCGCGAUUACAAGCAAAUGGGGGAGAUCUCCAAGGACUCGCUCAUUUCGAAGUGGUCAGACCACCACCAGUCUCUCGCGCCGAAGGAACGUCAUGUUUCCUCCAUCAUGAGCAAUCACGGCAUGUACGCCGCCAUCAAACAUCGCGGUGCACCGCUGUACAGACAGGCGUGGCUCUGCCUCCGCCGGGCCAUGCUUCAGCAGUACCGCACCAAAGCAGCUUUCUGGGCUGAGAUGGGUCUCGCGGCGCUCGCUGGAUUUCUCCUGGGCCUUGCCGAGCAUUCGAAAAAAGGCAUCUUGUUUACGGGCACUUUCAAAGAGCCGUACUCGAUCUUGUCAACUGCUGUGGACUUCAAGUCCGCCCCUGAACUCGCCUUAUUGGUCUCCAUUGCUGUGGGUCUAGUGUCUGGUGCACCUGGUGUGAAGACUUUCUCAGAAGAACUGCUCGUCGUCUCGGUCCUUCCCCGUAUGCUCUUUGGAUGUCUCCAUUUCACAACAUUCCUAUUCAUUCUCACGGUACCCGUGAUCAACUGGGGGCUUGCUUUCCUCACGAACUUCUUCUACUUUUACUGUAUCUACGGGCUGGCCAGUAUCGUCAGCAUGCUUGUCCGGCGAGAAGAUGCCCCCCUGUUUGCGACAAUGAUUAGUCUUAUUGUUGCAAUCUUGUCUGGGGCUGCUCCUCCACUUGCUAAAGUCAAGGAGUGGCACCUGGAAUGGCUCUGGCGCGCCUCGCCCGGUGUCUGGUUAGCAGAGAUCUACUUUGGCCAGCUAGUCUCGCCUUUUGCUUAUUUGUAUGAUGUCGACUCUGCUGCAGCGGCGACUGGCUUCCAUUUGAAUUGGUUAUGGCGCAACAUGGGAGUUUUGGUUGGUAUUGGAACUAUCUACAGAGUGGUUGCAUUCCUUGCGAUGAUUUUCGGGCAAAGCAGGCGUAGAUAG
This is a messenger RNA of Colletotrichum scovillei, 2820 nucleotides long. RefSeq lists its product as uncharacterized. Bases 1 to 2820 code for a protein of 939 amino acids. Gene Ontology annotation, molecular function: ATP hydrolysis activity; ABC-type transporter activity; ATP binding. The record is from RefSeq and is a predicted model, not a curated record. The transcript is spliced from 4 exons. Lineage: Eukaryota; Fungi; Ascomycota; Sordariomycetes; Glomerellales; Glomerellaceae.